AAUUGGUGCCACGGUAAAUUAUGUUGCUUCUUUUUUGUAAUAAUAAUCGGACUACAAGCAUAAAAUUAAAAAAUAAGAAUGUAAGGAAAAGAAGAUCUGGAAUAAUAUCACAACCAACUGAAUACUUGGAAGAUGAUGAAUAUGUAACUUAUUUAAAAAGUAAGGAGGAGCAAAAUUUAAUUCGAACAGCUCUAGAAAACAAUGAUUUCCUCUCUCAUAUCCUACAAGAGAAACGACUGCAACAUUUCAUCGACUGCAUGUACAAACAACAAGUAAAAGAAGGAGAAACCUUGAUAACAGAAGGUGAGUCAGGGUCUCACUUGUACAUUUCGAAUAAUGGAAGAUUCGAGAUAACAAUACAAGAAAGCUUCAUUGAUACAUUUUCCGACGUGAGGGUUUUUGGAGAACUGGCAAUAUUAUACUCAGCGAAGAGGCACGCCACGAUAACGUGCUUAGAAAAUGGCUCGGUAUGGACACUUGACUGUCCUGUGUUCAAAAAACUCAUUAUAAAAACGGCCAUAGAAGAGCAGGAGGAAAUGGUGUCUUUCUUAAAAAACGUGCCCAAACUUAACACUGCCUCCAAGGAGCAUUUGUAUCAAGUCACUAAUCUGCUGAAGAUUGAAUUCUUUGCUACAGCCAAAGAGAUUGUGAAACAGGGAGAAGGCGGAAAUAAAUUUUACAUAAUUAGAGCAGGAUCUGUAACCGUUAUAAGGAAUAACGAUAAAGUCGCUCAGUUAGGGAAAGGACAAUUCUUCGGAGAAUUAGCGCUUCUAAAGGAUGACUUUCGACAAGCGACUGUCGUAGCGGACGCACCAGGAACUGAAUGUUUAACACUGACCCGAAAAGAAUUCAUCGAUCACUUUGGCGAAGUAGAUGAGUUUAUUAAUUUGAAAAUGAAAUAUCUUGACACAGAAAAAGUGGUGGAGUAUACGGAUGUUAAUCUUGAUGAAUUCGAAAUUUUGAAAACUUUGGGAAUAGGAGGUUUUGGCAGAGUAAAACUAAUAAGACAUAAAUCCUACAGAGACCAGGUUUUCGCUCUAAAGUGCAUGCAGAAAAUGGAAAUUAUAGCGAAAAGCCAUCAAGACCAGGUUUACAAUGAAAAAAAUUUACAGAUGGCCUGUAAUAGUCCGUUUAUCGUUAGGAUGUACAGGUCUUUUCGAGAUUCCAAAUAUGUUUACUUAUUGCUUGAAAUAUGUUAUGGGGGAGACUUGUGGAACCUUUUGCACAAACAGAAAAAACGAAAUUUCGAAGAGUCAGCCGCUAAAUUUUAUUCAGGUUGCAUUGUAGAAGCAUUGGAAUACCUCCACAAACGUAGUAUAAUCUACAGGGACUUAAAGCCGGAGAACGUGAUGGUCCACAGCAACGGCUACUUAAAACUGACUGAUUUUGGGUUCGCCAAAAAAAUUGAUUCCAAGGAAAAAACAUAUACAUUUGUUGGUACCGCCGAAUACGUCGCACCUGAAUUAAUACAAAACAAAGGCUACAACAAGGCGGUGGACUACUGGGCACUGGGAGUAUUCAUUUUUGAAUUGCUCACAGGAAGAACCCCCUUUCACACCAAUGAUCCUGGUCAUUUGAAAACUUACAAGUUGAUUUUGAAAGGCAUAGAUCACGUCACUUUUCCGUAUUAUAUUUCCAGCAAAGCCAGGAGUCUCAUAAAAAAAUUAUGCGCACACACGCCGAGUGACAGGUUGGGCUGCCAAAGGGGAGCCAUUGAGGACAUCAAAUCGCAUCCUUGGUUUUCGAGUUUCAAUUGGUCUAAGUUGCGUAAUUUUGAAAUAACUCCUCCGUUUAAACCCGUUCUUCAACACAUCGUCGACACGAAGUAUUUCGAAAACUUUACGGAAAAUAAGACAGUUCCACUGGACGAUUUCUCUUCGUGGGAUAAUGAAUUUUAAGUAGAUAUUUUGUAGAAAAUAUGGCGAAGGUGCUUUCAUUUUUUUUGUUUUUUACUGAAACAUUAUUUAAUAGUUUAUGAUUUUUUAAUAGAUUCCAAAUAAUCUCUUAGGUAUACAUCUUCGACACUAUAUUGAAAGAUUUGAUUGCAUAUUUGUUUUUUUAUGUGGAAAAAGUAAAAAUAAUGAAAUACUUAAAAUCCUACUUUCUCCAAAAUUAUACAUGCUAAUCAUCUCAAAUUUAUUUAUUUAUCAUUAGAAUAUUUACUUUAUUUAUUUAUUUUUUUGUACUUUAACAAUCUUACUUUAGAUAACGUAUUUUAACCUAAGUUAAUAAUACUCCAUUCGUCCAUUUUAAAUAUACAUAUUAUGUUUCCCACUUUUGCA
Anoplophora glabripennis (Asian longhorned beetle) is the source of this 2282-nucleotide messenger RNA. RefSeq names its product cGMP-dependent protein kinase, isozyme 1. The transcript is spliced from 3 exons. Bases 21 to 1898 code for a protein of 625 amino acids. Gene Ontology annotation, molecular function: cGMP-dependent protein kinase activity; ATP binding. The record is from RefSeq and is a predicted model, not a curated record. Gene Ontology annotation, biological process: protein phosphorylation. NCBI's taxonomy places the organism in Eukaryota, Metazoa, Arthropoda, Insecta, Coleoptera, Cerambycidae.